CGGAGGGAGAUCAGAAGCGGCCCUUCCUCACGUCACAGUGCAGAAGAUAUCGAAGCAAGCGGCGCUGGAGAGGUUUCUCACCUUGUUCAUAGGGUGGAGCCGCCUCUAAAGCAAAAUCUUUUGAAUGAAUUUAAAACUGGUUUGAAGGAAACUUUCUUCCAUGAUGAACCCUUACGCCAUUUUAAGGACACAUCGGGUGCGACAAAGUUUCUUCUUGUCCUCCAAGGUAUUUUUCCCAUUCUUGACUGGGGAAGGCGCUACACUCUUAAAGAAUUCAAAGGUGACCUUAUUGCUGGACUUACCAUUGCCAGCCUGUGUAUUCCUCAGGAUAUUGCAUAUGCAAAGCUUGCAAAUCUCGAACCCCAAUACGGAUUGUACUCGAGCUUUGUUCCACCUCUUGUGUAUGCUUUUAUGGGUAGCUCGAGGCAUAUUGCCAUAGGACCAGUGGCCGUGGUGUCUUUGCUACUUGGGACUCUUCUGCAGAAUGAGAUAAAUCCAUCUAACACAGUUGCUUAUAGGCGUCUUGCAUUCACUGCUACCUUCUUUGCUGGUGUCACGCAAUUUGCUCUUGGUUUUUUAAGAUUGGGUUUCUUGAUUGACUUUCUGUCUCAUGCCGCCAUUGUUGGAUUCAUGGGUGGAGCUGCGGUUACAAUAGCCCUUCAACAGCUCAAAGGUCUUCUUGGUAUAAUAAACUUCACGAAGAAGACCGACAUUAUUUCUGUCAUGCACUCAGUUUGGGGCACAGUACAUCACGGGUGGAACUGGCAAACCAUACUCAUUGGACUGUCAUUCUUGGUCUUCCUUCUGGUUACCAAGUACAUAGGAAAAAAGUACAAAAAAUUAUUUUGGGUAUCUGCUAUUGCUCCUUUGACCUCUGUUAUAGUAGCCACCUUUUGUGUGUAUAUCACCCAUGCUGAGAAGAAAGGUGUUCAAAUUGUGACACAUAUACAUAAGGGCAUAAAUCCUUCAUCUGCUCAUGAAAUCUAUUGGACUGGAGAGUUAGUCCUCAAAGGUUUUAAGAUUGGAGUAGUGGCGGGUAUGGUAGCACUGACGGAAGCUGUGGCCAUUGGAAGAACAUUUGCUGCCAUGAAGGACUACUCACUUGAUGGAAAUAAAGAAAUGGUGGCAUUGGGAAGUAUGAACAUUGUUGGUUCCAUGACAUCUUGCUAUGUUGCGACAGGAUCCUUCUCUCGCUCAGCAGUAAAUUACAUGGCUGGCUGCAAUACAGCCGUUUCAAAUAUUGUGAUGUCUUGUGUUGUUCUUCUAACUUUGGAACUCAUCACACCAUUAUUUAAGUACACCCCGAAUGCUGUUCUUGCUUCUAUCAUCAUAGCUGCAGUGCUGGGCCUAAUUGACUUCGAAGCUGCAAUACUAGUAUGGAAGAUUGACAAAUUUGAUUUUAUUGCUUGCAUGGGAGCCUUCUUUGGAGUGAUUUUUAAGAGUGUUGAGAUAGGCCUUUUAAUUGCGGUUGCAAUAUCCUUUGCCAAAAUCCUCCUGCAAGUCACAAGACCACGGACUGCAGUACUUGGGAAACUCCCAGGGACUAAUGUUUAUAGGAACACUGAGCAAUAUCCCAAGGCAACAACAAUUUCUGGAAUCCUGAUUGUUAGAGUUGAUUCUGCAAUCUACUUUUCGAAUUCCAACUAUAUUAAGGAGAGGAUUUUGAGAUGGCUCAGCUAUGAAGAAGAAGAAGUGAAGAAUCUCAGUUUACCCAGAAUCCAGUAUCUUGUCAUUGAAAUGUCACCCGUUACUGAUAUUGACACAAGUGGAAUUCAUUCCUUCCAAGAACUGUAUAAGACUCUUCAGCAUAGAAAUGUACAUCUUGUUCUAGCGAACCCGGCGCCACUAGUGAUUGAGAAGCUCUACUCAUCGGAUUUUGUCAAGUUGAUCGGGGAGGAUAAGAUCUUUUCCUCAGUUGCAGACGCUAUCUUAACACUGUCGCCAAAAACUCAAGAACCAUAACGUACGAGGGAGGAUAUGGUUACUUGAAAACAAACAUUACUCAAAUGUCAACAACUAACAUCUAUCUUUUCUUCACUCGGCAUCUUCAUCCUAGCGAAUUUCUCACUACAGCUUGGCAACCUACUAAUCUGCAAUGAGCCUGAAGUUGCAGUUUGUAGCCUUUGUUGAUCAUGAAUGGGUUUUUCACCAAAAAUAUUGUGUUAUCUAUGUUAUUAUGCCACGGAAAAUAUGUUUUU
Corylus avellana is the source of this 2198-nucleotide messenger RNA. Its product is annotated as sulfate transporter 1.3-like. Gene Ontology annotation, biological process: sulfate transmembrane transport. Gene Ontology annotation, cellular component: membrane. The record is from RefSeq and is a predicted model, not a curated record. Gene Ontology annotation, molecular function: secondary active sulfate transmembrane transporter activity. Lineage: Eukaryota; Viridiplantae; Streptophyta; Magnoliopsida; Fagales; Betulaceae.